AUGUUGUCGCAACCUCAAGAAGAUGUUAAUGCUCUGUUGCACAACAUGCGUGCACAGAUCCUGGCAUUGACCAUGCAACUCGCCGAGCUGCAGGCAAAUCCCCCUACGGCAAACCCCUCGGUAGAAAAGAAAUUCAACAAGAAAGUCGAAGUUGUUGCUGACCCUGGCACCUUCGGGGGAGACAGAGCGCAAUUUGCUGAAUGGUGGAUCAAGCUCCAAAUUUGGGUUAAGGCAAACUGGGAUGCGUUUGCUGACAACUUUGAGGAGUGCUACACCGCGGGUGUGUGGCCCACCUGGGAUGAUCUCAAGAUUGAGAUCAAAAAAUAUUUCAAACCACAGGCUGAGUGUAACUGGGCUUGCCAACAAAUCUGA
Messenger RNA from Serpula lacrymans var. lacrymans S7.9, 372 nucleotides. RefSeq lists its product as uncharacterized. Bases 1 to 372 code for a protein of 123 amino acids. NCBI's taxonomy places the organism in Eukaryota, Fungi, Basidiomycota, Agaricomycetes, Boletales, Serpulaceae. The transcript is spliced from 2 exons. The record is from RefSeq and is a predicted model, not a curated record.